Messenger RNA from Saccostrea cuccullata (small rock oyster), 1545 nucleotides. RefSeq lists its product as uncharacterized. Lineage: Eukaryota; Metazoa; Mollusca; Bivalvia; Ostreida; Ostreidae. The coding region runs from base 1 to 1545 and encodes 514 amino acids. The record is from RefSeq and is a predicted model, not a curated record. Gene Ontology annotation, molecular function: zinc ion binding. The transcript is spliced from 2 exons.
AUGGCGACCAGUACGAUCCGGGCCCAGGAGAUUCUCCUCUGUCACAUCUGUGAUAAGAGCCCCACUAAGCUUCACUGUAAUCCCUGCCAAACAGAUUUAUGUGAAAAUUGUGUGGGAAAACACACCAUGAUGUCAUCAUCUGCCGCUCAUGAAAUCAUCAAUGUUACAGUUGAUGAAAAGAAACGUCUUGUUGAAGAAAACACAUCUUAUCUUCAAGAUGUCAUUCCAAAAUUCAAGGAAGUGGACGAAGAAAUUGAAGGCAAAAUGGUGGCCUUCAACACCAGAUGUGAUGAAUUAGAGGAAUUGGUAUUAAAGCAUGGAAUAGAAUGGCAUUGCGUCAUUAACAAUGUCAUGAUUAAAAAGAAAAAAGAAAUUGCCAGAAUAAGAGAAGACGGAACAAAUGAGCUAAGAAAAUACAAAAUGGAAAUGAGGGAUGUUUUCGUAGAUGUGCAAGACACCAUCCAGCGAAACAAAGAAAUUGUCAAAUCUGUAGAUGUCAUUGAAAUCUGCCGUUAUCAUCUGGUGUCUGAUAAAUACCAGAAUAUUCCACUGCACUUUCAAUUAAAGCUUCCAACUUUUGUUUUCAAAGAAAUUGAAUCAGAUCAACUGAACCGAGCGUUUGGGGUAUUAAAGCGAUUUCAUGUUCAACGAGGAAUGGUUGAUCGGCCUUCUGAUACACCUUUAUCGCGUAUUCAAAUGUUUCUAAGAAAAGCUUUAAAAAUUAGAGAAUUUUCUACCGGAAAAACACCACUGAGGCAAGUGGUUUGUGUUGGUUCAGAAGAGGCGUGGAUAAGCGGAUAUGAUGAAACCAUUUCACGUGUUAACAUACAAGGCUCUGUACUAGAUGAAGUCAUCACCACUUGCAAUGAUUUCCCAAGUGACAUUACAGUGUCAAAAAGACGUCUGAUUUACACCGAUACAGCAAAUAAAGUAGUUAAUAUAGUGGAGGAGGGAGAGUCUAUCACAUUGAUCCGGGCACCACGGGGAUGGGAGCCUCUAGGGGUGUCUUACACAAAAUCAGGUGAUUUACUCGUUAGCAUGAGAACAACUGACCAGACACUCUGCAAAAUUGUUCGCUACAAGGAUAAGAUGAUAACUCAAGAAAUAGAAAAGGACGACAAAGGAAAUCCUUUAUAUAGAGGAGGAUCGAAAAUGCUUUUCGUGGCUGAGGACGAUAACGGAGACAUAUGUGCCUCGGAUUGCAAUGCAAAUGCUUUCAUCGUUGUCAACAGUGCUGGAAAACUUCUUUGCCGAUAUACUGAACGACAAAUGAAAUGCAAUCCUUGUGGUAUUAUCAUGUAUGUUGUUUAUCGGAUUCUUCAAAACUCUUCGGAAAAAAGUUCUUAUUUGAAUGAUCAGUACGGUCGUCGUAGGUUCUGUUCUGAUCUGGGCCAUUCUGGGCCACACAGUGUGGACAGAAGUGGAAGGCUUUGGUUGGGAGAAUCACGCAGUGGAAAUGUGAUAGUCGUCAGCGAUGAAAAACAGCUAGUACCAUACUGCUGGGUGCUUAUCAUACUCAUUGUAGUUUUUCUAAAGUUUACAUAG